Molecule: messenger RNA, 1924 nt
Organism: Aphidius gifuensis
Lineage: Eukaryota; Metazoa; Arthropoda; Insecta; Hymenoptera; Braconidae
Product: bleomycin hydrolase
Exons: 4
Coding region: 317-1690 (457 amino acids)
Biological process (GO): response to toxic substance; proteolysis; L-homocysteine catabolic process
Cellular component (GO): cytoplasm
Molecular function (GO): cysteine-type aminopeptidase activity
Source: RefSeq, a predicted model, not a curated record
UCGUAUGCACUUUGUGUGCAUCAUCUUUGUGCAUCAAUAUAUAUUUUUUAUAUAAAUUCAUACACACACAUAUACACUAUGGAUUCAAUAUUUAAUACCCACGCUCACGCGCUUCUAUAGAGCUCUUGAUCAGCAACAUCUCUGUGCGGUUCAUUGCUCCCAAUUUAUUUAGUCUUUCUUAUGAUAAAUAACAGUUAAAACAAGUCAUUAAAAUACCUGAUACUUGUGCAGUUAUCUAUUUUAAAUAACUGUAUUCAAUCUAAUAGAAAUUUUUAAUUUAGUUUUCUAUAAAACCACGAAUAGUAAAACAUUUAAAAUGGAAAAUUUUGCUAGUGAACUUUCAACUGGAGUAUUGGAUGAAUUUCGUGAUGAUUUUUAUAACAAUGAACGCAAUGUUCAAGCACAAAAUGUUUGUGUCCGAAGUGAUCCACUUGAGAGUUGUUUAUCAAGAAAAGUUUUGGAGCACACAAAUCAUAUUUUUCAGCAUAAAGUUGCUGAAAUAAAACCAAUGACAAAUCAAAAAAGUUCUGGUAGAUGUUGGUUGUUUGCAGCAUUGAAUGUUAUACGUAUACCAUUUGCAAAACAUCAUAACAUUGAAGAAUUUGAAUUUAGCCAAUCAUAUCUUUUCUUUUGGGACAAGAUUGAACGAAGCAAUUACUUUUUGAAUAACAUUGUCAAGACUGCUCAACGUGGUGAUAAAGUUGAAGAUCGUCUCUUAGGAUUUUUACUCAAUGAUCCAAUCCCUGAUGGUGGACAAUGGGACAUGAUUGUUAAUUUAAUUAAUCGCUAUGGUGUUGUACCAAAGAGCUCAUUCCCUGAAACAUGGACAACUGAAUCAACAACAAGAAUGAAUUCACUUUUAUCCAGUAAACUUCGUGAAUUUGCAAAAGAACUAAGAACAAUGAUUGCAACUAUAAAUGGAUUAUCAAAUGAAACAAUUCAAAAAAAAAUUGCUGAACAAAUGAAUGUUAUAUUUCGUAUUGUUGGUAUAUGUCUUGGUAUACCAUCUAGAAAAUUUAUAUGGGAAUAUUAUGAUAAAUCAAAAGUAUAUCAUUCAGUUGGUCCAGUAUCUGGUCUUGAAUUUUAUACAAAAUAUGUCAAGCCAUAUUAUAAUUUUGAUGAUAAAGUAUGUUUAGUUACUGAUCCAAGAAGAACAAAUCCAUUUGGUCAUGUUUAUGAAGUUGAAUUUUUGGGAAAUGUUGUUGGUGGAAGGAGAACACUUUAUAAUAAUCAACAAGCCGAAUUAUUGUUGAAUGUAACUGGGGAAAGUAUCAAAGCUGGUGAAGCUGUCUGGUUUGGUUGCGAGGUAUCUAAAAGAAGCGCAACUAAAUAUGGAAUUCAUGAUAUCAGCUCAGUUGAUCUUCAAGCAUUUUUUGGGACUGAUAUACAGAUGGGAUUGGCCAAAGAAGAUAGACUUAUUUAUGGUGAUUCAGCAAUGACACAUGCCAUGGUCUUUACUGGAGUUUCUUACAAUAGUGAAGGAAAAGUUGAAAAAUUAAGAGUUGAAAACUCUUGGGGUGAGGAUAGAGGAGAUAAAGGAUAUCACGUAUUGACAGCAUACUGGUUUAAGGAAUUUGGAUUUGAAGUUGUUGUUGACAAAAAAUUUGUACCAGCUGAAGUCAUGGCUGUAUUUCAACAAGAGCCAGUGCUAUUACCAGCUUGGGAUCCCAUGGGCUGUCUUGCUUAUUAAUAUUUUUUUUUUCCUCAUAUAUCACACAUAAAAUAAAAUUGAAGACUUUUUUUUUUAUUUUCAUUUCGAUUUGAUACCUUUUUAAAUUGUUGUAUGUGCAAUUCAAUUUUUAAUUUUGUAGCAUCAAAUGUAAUCAUUUUUAAAAAUUUAUUCACAUGUUGAAAACAACAUUUAAAAAAAAAAUAAAAAAAUCAUGAAUUUUUACUAUUAAAUAAAUACUAAAGUAAAUAAAUA